UAUUAUUAAUAAAUUGCAUUAACUAUGGAGACUCUAAAUCUCAAAGGUUUAAAAAUCAAAGGAGGUCAGGAAAUACCUGAAAUAAGCUCUCGAGGGACAAUCUUCUGUUCAAACACUGAUAUAAGGAAGUAUAAGCAGGAAAUGGAAAAGAGGAACCAAUCAGAAGCGAGCAACAGUUUGGAGAAGAAGACUGAAGAUAGUAACUCAGAGGAAAUCAAAACAACCAGAAGUCUAUAUCGUUAUAGAAAAGACGUCUGUUACAAAUUCUUCCUUAGAAAGAUGAAAGGGUACUAUAAGCAACAAUUUAUUGAAGCCUCUAGCUUUAUUUCUUCCGAAAAUAAUAGGUUUAAGAGAGCUGAAUCACUUAAAUCAUCUAUGCUGAAGUAUUGAAAAUUAAGAGGCUUUUUGGAUAAGAGUCCUCAGUUCCCAUUUCUACUUAGCUCGUUCCUUUUUCCAAAGUACUCCCAAGAUAUCAUUAACUUGAUGAUUACUCAAAGCAACAACUCUGAAACAAGAGAGAAGCUGAAUGCACUCAAGAAGAUAAUUGAGCUUCUAAAGAACAUUUUUCAGAAUUAUUCAGAGAUAAAGUUCCGGAAAGCCAUACUUAUCCCAGAAAUAAGAUAUCUUAUGAGAAAUUUCAUCAAGGGCGUUCAGCAGGGAAAAAUAGAGGUUAGCAGUAUAGUUAAGGGAGAUUGCGAACAUGAUAAGGCCUAUAUUCAAAAGAUCUUCCAAACUAUGGAGGAAGGUAUCAACGCUCAGCUUGAAAUAGGUCGAAAUCGUAAUCAGGAUAGUCGUUAA
Moneuplotes crassus is the source of this 798-nucleotide messenger RNA. Lineage: Eukaryota; Ciliophora; Spirotrichea; Euplotida; Euplotidae. The record is from the annotation of a GenBank genome assembly.